This is a messenger RNA of Medicago truncatula (barrel medic), 1352 nucleotides long. RefSeq names its product E3 ubiquitin-protein ligase CSU1. The transcript is spliced from 2 exons. The record is from RefSeq and is a predicted model, not a curated record. Gene Ontology annotation, cellular component: nucleus. Bases 145 to 1059 code for a protein of 304 amino acids. Lineage: Eukaryota; Viridiplantae; Streptophyta; Magnoliopsida; Fabales; Fabaceae. Gene Ontology annotation, molecular function: ubiquitin protein ligase activity.
CCAUAAACACCAAACCAAGUCAUCCUCUGUAGCGGUUUACCGCGAAGACCUAGAACUCAAAUCAAUCAUCAAUCAAAAUCGAAAAUCUUCGAAGAUUCAAAACCCUAACCCCUCUUUCUGCAAAAUCACCGAUUUGUCACAGAAAUGCCUCAGAGACAUUCGAAGAACAACAACGAUCUCGCGUUCUUCACAUACGACGAGAAGCGUAAACUCGGUUAUGGAACGCAGAAGGAGAGGUUGGGGAAAGAUUCUAUCAAACCCUUCGAUGCUUGUUCUCUCUGUCUCAAAUCGUUAAUCGAUCCUAUGAGCUGCCAAAAAGGUCACCUUUUCUGCAAAGAGUGCAUUCUCGAGUGUCUCUUGUCUCAGAAGAAAGACAUUCAAAGGAGGCUUGUUGCACAUUCUGCUCAGCAGAAGCAAGAAAAAGAAGAGGAAGAAGAAAAAUUAAUGUUGCAGAAGGCUAAAGAGCUUGAUGCGUUUGAUCAGCAAAAUCAUGGUGCUGUACCACAAUACAGUGAUAGAAAUUAUAACCGUGACAAGAAUGGUUUCCAUGGGGCAAACAGUGUGAAGGUCACUUCCUAUGAGGAAGAAGCCCUUAGGACAAUGAAGGCCUUUUGGCUGCCUUCUGCUACACCAGAAGCUUCUGUUAAAGUAGAAGCUCCUUCUACAAGUACUAUCUGUCCGGAAGGCAAGGAGAAUCUAAAGUUAAAGACACUUUUUCCUGUCCAGUUCACUGAAGAUACUAGUGAGCAGAAAAAAUCGAAUGCUCUUGAUCGGAGCUACAUUUGUCCUAGCUGCAAAACCACUCUCACCAACACAAUGUCACUUGUGGCCCUCAGUUCAUGUGGGCAUGUAUUUUGCAAAAAAUGUUCGGACAGGUUUAUGGCUGUGGAUAAGGUUUGUCUUGUUUGUAACAAGGCAUGUAAAGAGAGACAUUUGGUUAAUUUGAAGAAGGGAGGGACAGGUUUUGCUGGUCAUGAUGAUAAUCUUGAAGCCAAAGAUUUCAAGCAUUUGGGAAGUGGUUCUGGUUUGGGGCUGGUUAGACCUGCGAUGAAGACUUGAUUCAGAAGAAGAAAAAAUGUGCAAUAAACUUCUCUUGAUUAUGAAGUUAUCUUGUUACCCUCAUCAUCUGUUUUGUCUAAUAAUGUAUUUUAAAUUUGAUUAUCUCUUUCUGUCUAGCUAAAUCACACCUUGAUAAUUUGAAAAGUCAGUUCGAUAAUUUUAAAUGUAGUGUAUGCAAUUUCAGCUAUACUAUAAGUUUAUGUUUGGAUGGUGUUUCUGGUUAUGUAUAUUGACAGCUAUAAAAAAUGUAGAAUGAAUCUUUGUUCGGCUACAUAAAAUAAUUUUUAUUGAAA